ACUGUCAAAGCGAUCCAAUUGUUUCGUGAACUAUAAAAUUCUUUCCAUACUGUCGUAUAAGUGUAGUUUUUGGGACUAAUAUUAGUCAUAACUUGCAUUUUUUCAGCUAAUCGUGUAGACGGCCCAGAGUCCGCGAUUAUCGUUUUAUUGUAAAUUAAAAAAAGUAUUGUAUAUUUCCGAAAUUUCCUCUCAUAUCAGAAAUGUCUGAACGUUACACUUUCGGAGGUUCCUUGGCUUCGAUAACAUGUCACGCCUGGAACAAAGAUCGCUCACAAAUAGCUCUUUCGCCCAACAACAACGAAAUUCAUAUCUAUAGUCGGGAGCGCAAUGAUUGGAAACUUUUAGACGUGCUAAAUCAACAUGAUUUACGCGUAAUGGGCAUAGAUUGGGCCAAAAAUACGAACCGAAUUGUGAGUUGUGCUGCCGAUAGGAACGCAUAUGUGUGGUCACAAGGCGAUGACGGUAAAUGGAAGCCAACAUUAGUGUUGUUGCGUAUAAAUCGUGCUGCUACUUGUGUUAAAUGGUCACCAGCAGAGAAUAAAUUUGCUGUUGGCUCUGGGGCCCGAUUGAUAUCGGUGUGCUACUUUGAGUCUGAAAAUGAUUGGUGGGUAUCGAAGCAUAUAAAGAAGCCAAUUCGUUCGACAGUAACUUCAUUGGAUUGGCAUCCUAAUAAUGUGUUGCUAGUGGCUGGAUCAACUGAUUAUAAAGUUCGCGUGUUCUCAGCUUACAUUAAAGACAUUGAGGAUCAACCAACUCCCACCCCCUGGGGAAAUCGCAUGCCUCUGGGAAAUUUAAUGGCUGAAUUCAAGAAUUCCAUAAGUUCCGGUGGUGGUUGGAUCAAUGAUGUAAACUUUUCGGCUGAUGGUAACAAAAUUUGUUGGAUAGGCCAUGACAGUUGCAUUAAUAUUGCGGAUGCAACUAAUGGCAAUGUAGUUGUGCGUUGCAAAACACAAUACUUGCCAUUCCUUUCCUGCGUAUGGAUAUCGCCAGUUUCUAUAGUUGUGGCUGGCCAUAGCUGUGUUCCUCUGGUGUAUACUUUGGUUGAAAACUCAAAAUUGGUGCUAACUGCAAAGUUGGAUAAAUCUCAGAAAAAAGAAACUAGCGGUAUAUCCGCCAUGCGCAUUUUUCAAUCGUUGGAUCGUAAUUUAAGAACUGAAAAUUCUGACACCAAUGUUGAUUCCAUUCAUCAAAACGCCAUAACUUGUAUUCGCUUGUAUGCCGGCGAUAAGGAAAAUGGCAGAAAAAUCAGCACAUCUGCUGUUGAUGGUCAACUUGUUAUUUGGGAUCUCGAUAAUGGGCUAAAUAAUUCCAUGAAUAACUUGAAAAUCUAAGCUUUAAAAGCCAAAAUAUAUUCCAUAUGUACUUUUGUUCAAAAUAUAUUAACUUUCCUAAUAUAUAUGUA
Messenger RNA from Anastrepha obliqua, 1402 nucleotides. It is a transcript of the gene Arpc1, whose product is annotated as actin-related protein 2/3 complex subunit 1A-B. The record is from RefSeq and is a predicted model, not a curated record. Gene Ontology annotation, molecular function: actin filament binding. Gene Ontology annotation, biological process: Arp2/3 complex-mediated actin nucleation. NCBI's taxonomy places the organism in Eukaryota, Metazoa, Arthropoda, Insecta, Diptera, Tephritidae. The coding region runs from base 201 to 1331 and encodes 376 amino acids. Gene Ontology annotation, cellular component: actin cytoskeleton; Arp2/3 protein complex. The transcript has 3 exons.